AUGUUAACUUUCAAUUCUUAUCAUGCGUUGGCUUUACGUUCUCUGUCGUCUAUGCUGACAAAGAAUAUUACAGCUAUAUACCGUAAAGCAUAUCAUCAGAACAAAAGAAGCGACCUUUCCGAUUUCAAGAAUUCUUAUAAAAAUAAUGUUAAGCAAAACAUUUACAAAGGUUCUUCCAUGCAACGAAAAGAUGAUUUUGACUAUUUAUAUGGUCUUUCGGUUGUAUUACCUGCACUUGAGCAAAAACGAAGAAAAUUCUAUCGAUUAUUUGUUCAAGAAGGAAUUCUAUUCCGUAGAAAAGAAAGUCGAAUUAUACCUGAAAAGAUAUUAUCAUUAGCAGAUGAAACAAAUAUUCCAAUUGUGAAAACGACUAAAGAUGAAUUGAAUAAAUUAUUAAAAGAUGAUAGACCACAUCAGGCAAGAUUAAAUCCUUUUUUAUUAACUUCAAAAAUUGAACCCAUAAAAAUUAAACAUCUUGGGAAACACUACAAUAAAACAUAUCAAGUCAUUAAACCAUUUAAUUCUUUAAUGACACUUAAUAUUCCACAAAAUGGAAUUCGGCCUUUUUGGCUCGCACUUGAUCAAGUCGUUGAUCCACAGGUUGGUCCAUUACAAUUGUUCAAUUUAAUUCAAAAAGUUAAAAACUCAAUGUCAUUCAUUCAUUUUUAUAGUGCUCCAUUAUCCGCGGUUACAACUAAAGCAAGUUCGGGUGCCCUUGAAAUCAUGGAUGUGUAUAAUGUUGAUAAUUUAACAAACUUUUUAAAUGAAUCAUCACAUAACGGUUGGAUUAUCUAUGGAGCGGUAUCAAAUGUUAAAAACAAUAAUAAUUCUAUAAAGAGCUCUAUAUCUAUAGGUGAAUUAAAAAAUCCUUCGUCACAAAACCCCAUAAUUCUAGUCAUUGGAAGCGAAGAUUCAUGUCAUUAUCAUUUGUAUAUACCAUCACCACACGUGAAUAAAUUAGAAUACAUUGACUCAUUGAAUGUUAAUGCUGCUACUGCAGUAUUAUUGCAGAGGUUUCUUGGAGACAAAGGCUGA
Molecule: messenger RNA, 1035 nt
Organism: Funneliformis geosporum
Lineage: Eukaryota; Fungi; Glomeromycota; Glomeromycetes; Glomerales; Glomeraceae
Source: the annotation of a GenBank genome assembly